UAUCGGGAAGGGAAUAUGUCAAUCAGUUCUAGGGGACGUGAAAGAGGCGGGGCUUGAUUCAGGUGGCGUGCCCACCCGAUAGUUGAACACACACGAGCAAACCGUUAACUUGCUGCUUUGGGAGAUAAUCGCUACAGGUAUCAAUUCGAUGAAGAGGCUAGGUAGACCUGGCCCGUCGUUAGUGUCAACGAGAUGAUACGGCAUAAGAAAUUCAGCAGAAGAGGGAGCUAGCAAGGUGUUGCUUAGGGCUCGAGCGGAUGACACUAUAGCAAGAUACUUGGGUGCAAAGUGAGUUGUUUCCUCCCUAUAAAGGGCCCAGGAUGCCCAAGGAGCAAGGGGAGUGGGCGCCGCGCAUGGCCAGCAAAAAUGCCAAAGACAAGAGCAACAGUGCCACGCUGUUGGCUACCCGCGCGGCCAAGGCCCAGGCAGAGCAGGAGGCCAGCGGGCGUGGCUCGCGAUGCAGCUCCGAGAAGGACUCGGGCUACUCAGACACCGGCUCGGAUUCCUUGCAGACAUUCGAGGACCGACGCAACACCAUUAGGCAGCCCAAAGCCAGGGGCAGUCACCAGGGUUCUCAUCAAGGGAAUGCCAUGCUGAUGUCGGGGACCCCUGAGCUUGCUCCCAUCUUUAUAAUCAAGAAUGUGGUUCUCAAACAGCCAGUACAGGCGGCUCAGGAACAUCUCCUCCAGGCUCCUCUGCCCUGGGGCAGCGCAGGGACCAACGUCCAGGGCCCAACUGUGUUCCUCGUGCAGCAGCCAGAGGUGACCUCUCAGGCCCCCAUGCACAUCAUGAAGCCCCAGCCCCGGAGGGCUGACAGCGGGAGCAAGAAGAGCAGAGCCACCUAUCUCCCCAUCCUCAACUCCUACCCCCGCAUUGCCCCCCACCCCAGCAAGAAGUCGGACAAGACCAAUGCUGGAGCAGGCAGUAGUAGUGGUGGUGGUGGCAGCAGCAGCAGCAACAGCAGCAACAGCAGCAGCGGCGGCGUGGGUGGUGUCGGUGGCACAGCUGAGGACCACUGCCAGAGCAAGAGGGUAUGCACGGAGGAGAAGCGUGAGGAGGUGUCCACCACCUCCCAGCUGCCCAAGCAGCACGUCCACAAGCAGCCCGAGGGAAGGGCCCACUCCCAUGGCUCUCACUCCCACUCUUCCCACUCCUCCCAUUCCCACUCCUCCCAUUCCCACUCCUUUUCCUCCUCCUCCUCCUCCUCCUCUUCCUCCUCCUCCUCUGUCCCUGGAAGGGCCCGAGAGAUCCCCCCCCACGUGCGCCGCAGCCCGCACCCCCCCUCCAGCCCGUCCACCACGGGCAGCCUGGGCUCGCCUUCGGUGUCCAGCACGGAGACGGCCUCCCCGUCUUCCUCCUGCGAGCUGGCCGCGCCUCCGCAUCGUUCCUCCAGGGGUCACCAUCACAACCACCACCAUCGCCAUCCCCAGCAGCAGCAGCAGCAGCAGCAGCAGCAGCAGCAGCGUCCGAAUCAGAAUCAGAAUCCGAAUCAGCACGGCUGGCGCCACCGCCGCUUCCUCAACACGGUGGAGAUCCUGAGCCAGUCGGGCCUGCUGGACAUCACGCUGCGCACGCAGGAGCUGCUGCGCCGGAGCAACGCCACCGAGCGCGACAUCGCCCAGCUGCGCCACCACACCCAGCUGCUCUGCCAGGCCGCCCAGGCGUGCCCGGCCCCGCCCGGCCCCUGGGACCACGUGCACCGAGCCAUGGCGGAGUCCGGCCACUAUCCCAGCCUGAAGGAGCUGGACGGCCAGUGCCCCCACAGCGGUAGCAGUUGCAGCAGUGGCAGCAGCCACAACAGUUCGCCGGCACAGGUGCAGGCCGAGGCUGACACAAGCAGCAGCAGCAGUGGCGGUGAUGGAAGCAGCAGCAGCAGCAGCAGCAGCGUUAGCGUUAGCAGCGCAAAAGCAGACGCGGUCGUCUCGGCGCCGUUCAGGCACAUCCACCACGAGGAGAUGGCACCGCCAUCGCCGCUCCUGGCGCUCAUGGAUGAUCUGCCUCUGGACCUUCCUGUUUUUGACCUGAACGGCCUCCUCAGGGGGCAGGGAGCCAAUGACAAGUCACUGGACGAUCUGCUCAUGCCCCCUGACAGCUCCACCCACAGCCCCCUGCUUUAGACGCCAUCCCAUGUGCGUUGGACUCAGCUUACCCAUCAGCCUCGCAUGAGGGCGGAGCCAAGAGAAAGGGACCCAUUGAUUCUUCUUCAUCUUUCAUCUUUCUUCACAAAUCUCUCAGUUCUGAUUGGGUAUGAGAAUCUGGCUGUGGUUUUCAUGUUGCUGGUUCUAUAGCGACUCAAGGUCCCUCUCGCUCGGCAGUUCCAGUGCCAUCUUUCGCCCCGAAGACUCGAAGAUUCAAAGAAUCGCCCGCUUUCAAAUGUCUCAUCUGACCAGUUUGACCAAUGUAAAGCAUAAAUUUGUCAAGAGGUCAUGAUUUCCACUUUGCGGUCAAGACCCUCACAAAAUGAGUUACCUUCUCAUGUGAACAGAGCAGUGGAAUUGAUGACGUUUUUUGUUAUCCGUGUAACAUGCAUGCCAGUUGCCUGACGGGGAUGAUCUCAAGUACUGUCAGAUGUUCUCUCUUACAGUGGCAGGCUUUGUUGCUGGUAUUCAACAGCACCAGUAAAGAACAUCCUACUGAUAAGAAAAAGAAAUAUCACGUUUUGUCUUUUAUGAAUACUUCUUUUCGAUUUCCAUUGUUCUUUACUGUGAGGCCUUGAGACUGCAAAUGGAGGCAGGCAGCUAGUGACUUUGUCUCCUGGGUUGGGCUGAUGAAGGACAUGCCUCUUAGAGAGUUCUUUGUUUUGUUCAUGUUUUUUUGUUGUGUGUGUGUGUGUGUGACAACUUUUUAGAAAUCUAAAAGAUGAAAAGUGUGAUUAUUUACCAUUGAACAAUAAUUUUUAAGACAAUCUUUUGGUUUUCAAUCAAUCAAAUGCCGGCCAUUACACUAUAUUGCUAAAAGUAUUGGGUCACCUGCCUUGACUUGCAUAUGAACUUCAGUGACAUCCUAUUCUUAAUCCAUAGGGUUUAAUAUGACGUCGUUCCACUCUUUGCAGCUAUAACAGCUUCAACUCUUCAGGGAAGGCUUUCCAUAAGGUUUAAGAGUGUGUUUAUGGGAAGUUUUGGCCAUUCUUCCAGAAGCGCAUUUGUGAGGUCACACACUGAUGUUGGACAAGGAAACAGUCUCUCAGUUUCCACUCUAAUUCAUCCCAAAGGUGUUCUGUUGGGUUGAGGUAAGAACCCUGUGCAGGCCAGUCACGUUCAUCCACACAAAACUCUGUAAUCCAUGUAUUUAUGGACCUUGCUUUGUGCAUUGGUGCGCAGUCAUGUUGGAACAGGAAGGGGCCAUCCCAGAGCUGGGCUUGGACCCUUAGUUCCAGUGAGAUGAUCUCUGAAUGCUUCAGCAUUAACCAAUACAUUUUGGACAAUUCCAUGCUCCCAACUUUGUGGAAACAGUUUGGAUAGCCACUUCCUGUUCCAACAAAGGGUGGACCUACGUCAUAUUAAGUCCUAUGGAUUAAGAAUGGGAUGUCACUUAAGUCAUUAGGGGUGUCAAGGCAAGUGACCCAAUACUUUUGGCAAUAUAAAGUAUGUCCAUCACAAGCUAACCAUGAAGAUCAUUUUUUUCUUUCUUUCUUCUUAUUUUGUGAACAGGCCAAUUCAAAGACUCCCUGUCGGGGCUUUCCCAGUUAGAGGUUGUCAUGACCAUAUUUUUCCCCUCAGUCUUUGCAAAGUAUCAAAUUGUGAUACUUGACUUAAUCUGAAAAUGAACAGAUUGGAUGUGAUCAUAUAGAUAUAUUUGUUUAUCCUGGCUGAAGAAGAUUUUACUUUAAGGACAUGAGGGGACUACAUUUCACUGCUCAUUUUCAUGCAUUUUUAUCUUGCCUUUGCCGCCUUGAACAUGUUGCAGAGAUGUAUUACAUCCUCGGGGGAGAAAGAGAAAUUUGCAGAUUUUCUUGUGAGUGAUUCUCUUCCCGUUGUAUCUUUCCUGUAGGCCUGUCAAUUUGCUUCAAGUGCGUAGAUAAUAGAUUAUAGUAGGACCAAGCCUUGAACAUUACUCUGGUAAAAGAAAUAUGCAGUAGUUUAGGCUAACUGCUCUGAGCUAAGCUUCAUGACUUUAUAGCUUUUUCUCACCAGUAAAUAAAAACUUGGACCUUCUUCCGAAAAAGUCACACUGGUGAUCUCAGCAGAGCACAUGGCGACUUGGUAAACAGUAAACAGAGACAAGCAGAGUUUUCAAUACAUGAACUUCUGUCUUUGUCCGUUUUUUAACAAAGCAUUUGAAAACAGAAACGCACAACAGCUCUUAUGGAUGUAAUCAAUACAGAUAGAGAGAGAAAGAGAGAGAGAGAGAGAAAGAAAGAAAGAGAGAGAGAUGAGUGCUUAUUUUCCUGGGUUGUUUUUCAACCUGUUUUGGAGUAAUGGAAUAGUUAAGACUGGGUUUGAAAAUGAUUGUUUGGGUUUGGCUCUGGUUGUGCUUCUCUGAGAGAAGUGUGUCUCUCUUCUUUCCUUUCCCUGUGUUUUCAUGUGGAAUGUUUCCUUUACACGCAAAACACAAAACAUCAUCAAGAUGCACAUCCCCCACGUGAAAAGACAAUAAAUCUGCUUGAUGUUUUCAACAGCA
Sardina pilchardus (European sardine) is the source of this 4620-nucleotide messenger RNA. RefSeq lists its product as uncharacterized. Lineage: Eukaryota; Metazoa; Chordata; Actinopteri; Clupeiformes; Clupeidae. Gene Ontology annotation, biological process: negative regulation of circadian rhythm; negative regulation of DNA-templated transcription. The transcript is spliced from 4 exons. Bases 321 to 2117 code for a protein of 598 amino acids. The record is from RefSeq and is a predicted model, not a curated record. Gene Ontology annotation, cellular component: nucleus.